Molecule: messenger RNA, 1393 nt
Organism: Panicum hallii
Lineage: Eukaryota; Viridiplantae; Streptophyta; Magnoliopsida; Poales; Poaceae
Product: blue copper protein-like
Exons: 1
Coding region: 367-1302 (311 amino acids)
Cellular component (GO): plasma membrane
Molecular function (GO): electron transfer activity
Source: RefSeq, a predicted model, not a curated record
AGCGGAAUCGCGGAAGCCGGAAGGUCAGACCGAUACGAUUUGCGGGCUUCGGCGGCGCGUGAGCACGGGCAAAAGGAAACAUCGAUUAGAAUUCUGAAAAGUGGAAAAUGAUUGCGCCUAAUACGUAUACUGUACGUAUUCCUGGGUGGGCCCCUUGGAAUCGGAGGCCCGGGGCGGCCGCCCCUCUCGCCCCCUCCCCCCCUAGGGCCGGGCCUGACACUAGUACACACUCCACUAUUGCCUACUAUUCACUACCACGACCAGCUCCUCCUCCCUCACUGUGUAUUCACCUCCAUGCACAAUUGCUCGACCACCAAAUCCUCUCGCCAUCGAUUGAUUCGAUUCUACGAUCCGCUAGCAGCCUAGAUGAUGGCGGCGAGGUUACAAGCAUCUCUGCUCGCCGUCGCGGUCAUCGCGGCGGCGGCGGCGGUGUUCGCGACGCCGGCGUCCGGCGCCAACUACACCGUCGGCGCGCCUGGGGGCUCCUGGGACCUGCGGACCGACCUCGCCGACUGGGCGUCCUCCAUCGACUUCCGCCCGGGCGACCAGCUCGUGUUCAGCUACGACGCGUCGGCGCACGACGAGGUGGAGGCGACCCGGGAAGGAUACCGCUCCUGCUCGGUGGCAAGCCCGGUCUCCGCCGCGCUCCGCACCGGCAGCGACGCCGUCGAGCUCGGCGGCAACGGGUGGCGCUACUUCUUCAUCUGCGGUGUGCAGGGGCACUGCGCCGCCGGGAUGAAGCUGCAGGUCAGGGUCAGCGACGCCGAGUGCACCUGGACGAUGCCGCCGCCGGCCCCGCCCGGCGCGCCGUCGGGCAUCAAUCUCUGCCCUGGCGGCCCGCCGACGGUCAUCAUGACCCCUGGCGUCAUCUCACACGGCUCCGGCGCGGCGCCGGUGUCUUCAGCCAGCCUCACCUCUCUACUUGUCACCAUGGUGUCUCUGCUGCUUGUUGGCCCCAUCAUUUGUCUAGCUGAUCCUUUCAUUCAUGGCACAGUUGAACAUACACUCUUUCAACAGCGUGAUCAUCUAUGUUUGGUGGAACAUUUGGAAGGAACGAAAUCAUUAUAUUUUUCCAUCAACACUAUUGGUGGUUAUGGAUGUUUCCUCGCCCACAAAAGAAGACAUUAUUCAAAAAAAAGAACGUGCCAUGCUGUCCUUUUUGUGUAUUUGGCACUCGUAGUUUUUUGUGUUGGGGCCUUGGGGGUUUCAUCACUGCCAAAGGUCUUUGGUGUGUUUCUUUUAAAAAAAGAUCUUUGGCGUGUGAUUUGUGGUUCUAAUCUUAAACUCUAUUUCCCAUCUUAAUGAAGGGCAGAGCUCCUGCCAAUUUGGUUAAAAAAAACAGUUGAACAUACAUGGGGUGUUUGGUUCCUGGACGUAAUUCGCCACAGCUGAA